AUGUGAAGGCACGAAGGCAUGCUGCAAAGUUGCGAGAGGAAGAAUUUGAUGUUGUUGUUGAGAAUUUUUUAGAGAAAGUCUGCUGUCUGCUGUGUGUGCCAUAGGUUGAUGUUUAAACAUCAGGUCCUGCAGUGUCACAGAGAGCAUUACAGCAAAAGUGCAAGUGCUUCUCUUGUGAACACGUGCAUUAAUGAGGAUUAUUUGCACAAAUGUAGUGCAGAGUGCACGGUGCCUUGUUUGUUGUUGGAGUCUGGUAGAGGGCAGCUGUGGGUUUGCUACACUUGCCAUUACAAGAUUAGCAAAGGGGAAUUCCCACCUGAAUGUGUGGCAAAUAAUUUGGGGGUGGACCCGAUUCCUCCUGAGCUGGCUUGCUUAAACAGCUUAGAGCAACACUUAAUUGCACUAAAUAUCCCCUUCAUGAAAAUGCUAGCUUUGCCUAAAGGGGGGCAAAAUGGUGUCCAUGGGCCUGUGACUUGUGUUCCGGCCAAUGUUGUAGAAACGACAAAUUUGUUGCCACGGUCAAAUAUGGAAGGCUCUAUGCUCCGUGUCAAACUCAAAAGGAAGCUGACUUACAAAGGACACUACGAGUACCAUUUUGUUGACAGCAUGCACAUUCGUGAAGCCUUGAGGUAUCUGAAAGAGUCUAAUGUGCAUUAUGAAGAUAUAGAGUACAACGAGGAGUGGGUCAAUGACUUUUGUAGGGAACCUGAUGCCUCUCAGGUGGAGGACAGUGUUCCUGCAGUAGAUGUCACACCGCCUCUAGAUGCAGAAGAUGAGCUUCUUCAUGAUAGACAGCAACACUGCAUGUUUCAGGACACAUGUUUAAUGCCAGUUGACAUUGGUCAGGAAGCGCUAGAUCAGUAUUACGACAAUAUAUUGAAUGUGGCUCCGGCAGAAGGCAAUAAUCCUGUGAGGUUGCUUUCUGACCAUUCGAAUGAAGCUAAAUGUUUCCCAGUGUUGUUUCCACGCGGCCGUUUCACGUUUCAUGACACUCGACAAUAUAGGCUGACGGCGUCGCGAUAUUUCAAUAAUCGUAUCAUGCAUGCUGAUAAGCGGUUUGGGCAGAAUGUGGAAUACAUAUUCUAUGCUCAGUACUUGUGUGAACUUGUGCAGGUGGUGUCGAGCAUUUCCAUUGCUUUACGCAAAGGAAUUGCUGGUUUGGUGGCAAAAAUGGCCAAGGAUUUGUUGACCAACGAUGAGUCGUUAAAGACAUUGUUGGAAUGUGACCAGGGCUAUCAUUUUCUGAAGCCCAUCAGAGGCACUCCAGCCUUUUGGCAGAGUACGCAGCGCGAUAUUUUGGCUUGUGUGCGUCAGCUUGGUGUUCCCACGUGGUUUUGCUCUUUUUCGUCUGCUGAUUUACGGUGGCAAAACUUGGUAGACUGUGUUUUGAGGCAAGAGGGUAGAACGCAAACGGCUGCAGAGUUGGAGUGGGCUGACAGGUGUGAUUUGUUGAGACGGAAUCCUGUGACUGCUGCACGGAUGUUUGAUUUCCGGUGGCAUGUCUUUCUCAGAGAGGUGAUAAUGUCUUCGAGCCAACCGAUUGGCAAAGUUGUAGACUAUUUUUACCGGGUGGAAUUUCAGCAGCGUGGUUCCCCGCAUGUACAUUGUUUGUUCUGGGUCGAGAAUGCCCCACGUAUUGAAGUGAACUCAGAUGAAGAAGUCACAAAGUUUAUUGAUAGAUAUGUUACUUGUGAAUUGCAGCCACAGGAUGAAGGAUUGACAGAGACAGUGUCUUCCGUACAGCAGCAUUCUAAGAGACACUCUAAAACGUGCAAAAAGAAAAACACAGUGUGUCGUUUCGGUUUUCCCAAACCUGUGUCAGGACGAACAUUUAUUAGCCAUCAGUUUGACGGACAGGGACAAAAAACAUGCACUUGUCAGGUUAGCCAAUCAACCGGUGUUAAAACAUGCACAUGUCCAAAAGCAUCCCAAAAUGCCGUAAACAUGAAAGCAGAAGAGGCAUCGGAAAUCAUAAAAUCCAUUAAAACAGCCCUGGCUGACGAGAACCACGCAUAUCAAAGCGUGGAACAUUUGUUCCAUAGUCUCGGUAUAACACAAAAUACUUUUGAGGCCGCACAUCGCCGCUUGGGUCGUCGUACGGAAGUCAUAAUGAAGCGUCAAAUCAAUGAGGUUUGGAUCAAUCCAUACAGCAAACCUCUGCUUAAAAUGCUGGAAUGCUAAUAUGGACAUCCAGUAUGUCGUUGAUGCGUAUGCGUGCGCGGUUUAUAUAAUCUCGUAUAUUUCCAAAGCUGAGAGGG
Doryrhamphus excisus (bluestripe pipefish) is the source of this 2258-nucleotide messenger RNA. The record is from RefSeq and is a predicted model, not a curated record. NCBI's taxonomy places the organism in Eukaryota, Metazoa, Chordata, Actinopteri, Syngnathiformes, Syngnathidae.